This is a messenger RNA of Salvia splendens (bonfire salvia), 1711 nucleotides long. RefSeq names its product cannabidiolic acid synthase-like. The record is from RefSeq and is a predicted model, not a curated record. Bases 80 to 1672 code for a protein of 530 amino acids. Lineage: Eukaryota; Viridiplantae; Streptophyta; Magnoliopsida; Lamiales; Lamiaceae. The transcript has 2 exons. Gene Ontology annotation, molecular function: oxidoreductase activity; FAD binding.
UGCAAUGUUUUGCCAAUGCUCCAUCUAUAAAACCAAAAAGAAAAACAGAGAACACAAACACAUCUCUAAAGUCUAAACCAUGAAAUCUCCAACUAUUUCUUUGAUUCUUCUUUUCAUCUUUUCGUGCUCAUUGGCAGCCUCUGCAGCCGGCGACUUCCUACAAUGUCUGUCCGAGAAAUUCGACAACAACUCUUCGAUUUCCAACGUUGUUUACACCUCAAAAAAUUCAUCAUACGCCUCCGUCUUGGAAUAUUCCAUCUCCAACCUUAGAUUCGCUACAGAAUCUACACCAAAGCCGCUGGCAAUCAUAACCCCAGAACACGAAUCCCAAAUCCCGCCUAUCAUACACUGCGCUAAAGAAGCUUGCCUUGAAGUCAGGACUCGAAGCGGGGGUCAUGACUUCGAGGGACUUUCUUAUGUAUCACGAGUCCCGUUCGUGGUCAUUGAUUUGAUCAAUCUCAGUGAAAUUACAGUGGAUGUCGAGGAAAAAACUGCGUGGGUUGAAGCCGGUGCCACAAUCGGCUCUUUGUAUUACAGAAUCGCGGAGAAAAGUCCGGUUCUUGGAUUUCCGGCGGGUGGUUGUCUCACUAUUGGUGUCGGAGGCCACUUCGGUGGAGGAGGCUACGGCUUAAUGCAGAGGAAGUAUGGAUUGGCUGCCGAUCAUGUGAUCGAUGCAAGAAUAGUCGACGUUAAUGGCAGAAUUCUCGAUAGAGAAUCAAUGGGCGAAGAUCUGUUCUGGGCCAUCAGAGGAGGUGGAGCUGCUAGUUUUGGUGUGGUUGUUGUCUGGAAGGUACGACUAGUGGAUGUACCUGAAAAGGUCACGGUAUUUACCUUAAACAGAACUUUAGAACAAAAUGCAACUCAACUCAUCCACCGCUGGCAAUACAUCGCUCCCAACAUCGACGAAGAUUUGUUCAUUGGAAUCUUGGCAUAUCCGUCGAGCACCGGGCCAGGACAAACCAAUCCAACCAUCCACGCCUUCUUCUUCGCCCUCUUCCUCGGGGGCAUCGACAGAUUGCUCCCGCUGAUGCAGCAAAGUUUCCCGGAGCUCGGCCUAGUGCGAGAAAACUGCACCGAGACGAGCUGGAUCAAAUUCACCGUCGCCUUCGCAGGAAGCCCCAUCGAAACACCGUUGCAAAUCCUGCUCAACAGAACUCAGCCCCUAAAAGAGUUCUCCAAACAGAAAUCAAACUACGUGAAGGAACCAAUUCCUCAACAGGGCUUUGAAGAAUUAUGGGAACAAUUUUACAAAGCUGAAGAAGCUAUGAGGGGUUUAUUGGUCCUCGUCCCUUAUGGCGGGAAAAUGGCGGAGAUCUCCGAAUCCGCCAUUCCUUUUCCCCACAGAGGCGGGAAUCUUUACAUGAUCACUCAUCUCAUUAAUUGGGGAGAAGAGAAUGCGCGGGAUUCGGAGAGCUACCUGAGGUGGUCGAGGAGGAUUGAGGAUUACUUGACUCCUUACGUGUCGAGUAAUCCGAGGGAGGCGUAUCUCAACUACAGAGAUCUUGAUCUCGGAGUUAACAACGUUGUGGGGGAGACGAGCUACGAGCAAGCUAGUGUUUGGGGUAAGAGAUAUUUCAAGGACAAUUUUGAUCGCCUUGUUCGGGUGAAAACCAUGGUUGAUCCGGGGAAUUUCUUCCGAAACGAACAGAGCAUUCCACCGUUGCAUUACUAGUUGAAAGCAGGGGAUUGAGAAAUUAAAGAUUUAGGGAAU